AUGCACUCCAGUGGCUAUAUCACUGUACAGUGUCGCCAGGAAUCAGAAUUUCGGGAAAUAACUCUACAAAAUACAUUUGUAAUGAAUGUUAGAAGUGGGCUUGAAAAGAAAAGGGGAGUAAUUAAAUAUACAAAACUGAAGGUGGCAGCAUGCCGCAGCCAGGAGACUCCACCUGGCCCUCCUGGACCAACUGAAGGGCCACAACCAACUGGUCCACCAGGCCCACCAACUGGAGGUCCUGAACCAACAGGUCCACCUACUGGGGGUCCUCAACCAACUGGACCACCAGGCACCCCUACUGGAGGUCCUGAACCAACUGGAGGACCCCAGCCAACUGGUGAACCUCAGCCUACUGGCCCACCAGGGCCACCCUCUGGGGGACUUUGA
Schistocerca piceifrons (Central American locust) is the source of this 387-nucleotide messenger RNA. Its product is annotated as proline-rich protein 2-like. NCBI's taxonomy places the organism in Eukaryota, Metazoa, Arthropoda, Insecta, Orthoptera, Acrididae. The coding region runs from base 1 to 387 and encodes 128 amino acids. The transcript has 2 exons. The record is from RefSeq and is a predicted model, not a curated record.